Onthophagus taurus is the source of this 1573-nucleotide messenger RNA. Its product is annotated as NADH-ubiquinone oxidoreductase 49 kDa subunit. Lineage: Eukaryota; Metazoa; Arthropoda; Insecta; Coleoptera; Scarabaeidae. Gene Ontology annotation, cellular component: respiratory chain complex I. Gene Ontology annotation, molecular function: quinone binding; NAD binding; oxidoreductase activity, acting on NAD(P)H. The record is from RefSeq and is a predicted model, not a curated record. Gene Ontology annotation, biological process: mitochondrial electron transport, NADH to ubiquinone.
AUUAAUUAUUAAAAUAAUAAAAAAUUUCUUGUGGCGCCAUCUUUUAGGAGUUCACCAAAGCCGAUUUGAAGUUGUUUAUUUAAACGUCAAUGUCAAUUAUUUAUUAGAUUUAUUCGUUUUGAAUAAAUCUAAUUAAACAAAUACGAUGUUAAUUACAUCAUUUGAGAAAGCUGUAUUAAAACUUACCCAAAAGAAGAACGUUGUGACUCAAAUUCGUACUCAUCGAUGGUGUCCAGACGCCGAAUUUUUCCAACAAUUUAAUGGGGCCGUAAUAAAUGAACCCCCGGGGUUAAAGAUACCACCGCCGAGAUGGAACGAUAAAGUAGAACCAGCUAACGUAACCAUACAAAAUUUGGCGAUUAAUUUUGGGCCACAACAUCCAGCCGCUCACGGCGUUUUACGAUUAGUUACUCACCUAGAUGGAGAAAUUGUGACUCGCGUUGUACCACACAUUGGUUUUCUUCAUCGUGGUACUGAAAAAUUAAUGGAAUAUAAAACGUACGUUCAAGCUUUGCCAUAUAUGGAUCGUCUGGAUUAUGUUUCUGUGAUGUGUAACGAACUUACAUAUUGUUUAGCAGUUGAACGUCUCCUAAACAUACAAGUUCCUCGUCGCGGAAUGUACAUAAGAACAUUAAUGUGCGAAUUAAAUCGAAUUUUAAACCACCUAUUAGCUUUGGCUUGCACGAUUUUGGACGUCGGAGCUAUAACCCCGUUAUUUUGGAUGUUCGAUGAGCGUGAUAAAAUCAUGGAAAUUUUUGAAAGGGUGUGUGGGGCGAGAAUGCACGUCGCUUAUUUUAGACCAGGAGGUGUCACUUUGGAUAUCCCAAUCGGUUUAUUAGAUGAUAUACACGAUUUAAUCCGAAAAUUAGGUGAAAGAAUGGAUGAAGUUGAAGAUUUAGUAACGGAUAAUCGAAUUUGGAUCAUGCGUACAAAAGAUAUUGGGGUGAUUUCAGCCGAGGAAGCGAUUAAUUGGGGAUUUUCAGGGGUUAUGUUGAGAGGAUCCGGUAUUAAAUGGGAUUUGCGUAAAACGCAACCGUACGAGGUUUACGAUGAAUUAGAAUUCGAUGUUCCAACGACCGUUAAUGGGGACUGUUACGAUAGAUAUUUGUGUAGAUUUUAUGAAAUUAGACAGUCGAUUAGGUUAAUUGAUCAAAUAAUUAAUCGUAUGCCCGAAGGGGAGAUAAAAACGGACGAUCAUAAAGUUUGUCCGCCGAAAAGACACGAGAUGAAGAGCUCUAUGGAAGCGCUUAUUCAUCAUUUUAAAUAUUUUUCGAGAGGUUUUGAGGUUCCACCUGGCACUACUUAUGUUGCUACGGAACAUCCAAAAGGUGAAUUUGGAAUAUUUAUUGUAUCCGAUGGUACAUCAAAACCAUAUCGAUGCCACAUAAGAGCUCCAGGUUUUGUUCACUUGGCUGGAAUGAAUAAACUGAUGGGAACGGGAGCUUAUUUGGCUGAUAUUGUAGCGGUUAUAGGCACAAUAGACGUUGUAUUUGGAGAUGUUGACCGUUAAACAUCAUUAUAUAUAUAUGCUUUUAUAUAUUUUUUUAUUAAUUAAUAAAAAACAUCAAAUUAA